AUGGGAAAAAUAAAGAAAGUCUAUGAUAAUAUCGAGGUGAAGAAUCAUUUUAAAAGCCAUGCUUGGAUCACUGUUUCACAAUCCUUUGAUCUCAAAGACUUAAUUCAACAACUCUUUAAUGAAGUCAAGAAGCUGGCACCUCAAAUAUUGGAAUCCAUGGACAACAAUAAUCUGAAGGCACAACUCAAGGAUUUCCUCCAACCGAGAAGUUUUAGGUUGUCGGCAGAAUUAAAUUCACCAGAUUCAAAUAUGUUUUUGCUUUAUUCAAAAGUCAUUGGCAUUCCCUCCACCCAAAGGCUUACUGAUAAAAUUCAAGAGAGAAUGGCUAAGAAUGCAGUAACCUUCCUGCUCAAUCACCUAACCAUCUUCCUUCAACAAGAGUUAAAACUCUUGGGAGGAAUAAGAGAAGAUGCUGAGGGACAUCAGAGAUACCGUUACAAAUUCAACAUCUCAGAGCACAGCUCAAGCUCCAACACAGUCAACAUCACAUGGUAUGAUCAUCGAGGUGAUGCACUUCUACUCGAAGAAGCUGAGCUUGUGGCCAUUGAUGGGCCCAAGAAGCAGCUGAUUGGGUGGCUUAUGAAGGACACCCUAAUACUCAAAGUUGUUUCGGUGGCACAACUCAAGGACUUCCUCCAACAGAGAAGGUACGUGAUUGUUCUCGAUGAUGUGUGGAGUAUAAAUGCAUGGGAUGCCUUAAAAUAUGCAUUGCCUGAUAACAAUUAUGGCAGUCGAAUACUGCUCAUAACACGCAUUGGUAGUGUAGCUUCAACCUCUAGCGUAGAAUCCCAUGGUAACAUCCAUGCUGUGAAGGCAUUGUCGCCAAAAGAGUCUUGGAUUCUAUUUUGUUGGAAGACCUUCCAAGAGAAAUACUGCCCUCCACAUUUAGAGGAACUCUCACAAAGUAUCUUGGAAAAAUGUGUGGGCUUGCCCCUUGCAAUUGUGGCAAUUAGUGGUGUUUUGGCUACCAAAGACAAGAAUAGAAUGGAUGAAUGGGAAAUGGCUAUGCGCAGCCUUGGUGCAGAAUUGGAAGGAAGAGACAAACUUGAGAAGGAUUAUCAUAUUAAGAUAAUGAAAUUGAUUCGGCUAUGGACUGCGGAAGGAUUUGUGGAAGCGAAAGAAGGGAUGACUUCAGAAGAAGUUGCUGAAGGCUACCUUAAUGAGCUUGUUAAUAGAAGCUUGGUCCAAGUGGCAAUGAUAUGUUAUGAUGGAAGGCUUAGAAGGUCCUGCAUCCAUGACCUUUUUCGUGAGAUUAUUAUUUCAAAGUCAAUAGAACAAAGCAUUGCAGCGAUCGUUAGUGAAGAAAACACAAGGUGGCCGGAAAAAGUUCGCCGCCUAUCAAUCCACUAUACCUUGGGAAACUUGCAGCAAACAAAUCAUUUUUCUCAACUUCGAUUGUUGCUAAUGUUCAAAGUGGCAGAGCCUCUAUCAAAGUCAUCAAUGCCUAUAUUAUUCAAUGGUGGUUUGAUGUUGUUAAAGGUUUUGGACCUGAGAGGUGCUUCUUUAGAGACAGUUCCAAAUGAAGUAGCCAAAUUAUUUCAUCUACGGUAUUUAAGCUUGAAGAGAACUGACGUGGUAGGUGACAUGGCACAACUACUAGCACCGUUGCAGAAAGUGUCUAACGUUGCACCAAUGUUCACAUGUCAGAUUCACCAUGUUAAAGGCACAUGUGAGCACAUGAUGACUACUGAUGGUGCGUAA
Molecule: messenger RNA, 1701 nt
Organism: Cornus florida
Lineage: Eukaryota; Viridiplantae; Streptophyta; Magnoliopsida; Cornales; Cornaceae
Product: disease resistance protein RPM1-like
Exons: 5
Coding region: 1-1701 (566 amino acids)
Biological process (GO): defense response to other organism
Molecular function (GO): ADP binding
Source: RefSeq, a predicted model, not a curated record